Phragmites australis (common reed) is the source of this 1266-nucleotide messenger RNA. RefSeq names its product expansin-A2. The record is from RefSeq and is a predicted model, not a curated record. The transcript is spliced from 3 exons. Gene Ontology annotation, biological process: plant-type cell wall organization. Gene Ontology annotation, cellular component: extracellular region. NCBI's taxonomy places the organism in Eukaryota, Viridiplantae, Streptophyta, Magnoliopsida, Poales, Poaceae. The coding region runs from base 85 to 840 and encodes 251 amino acids.
CGCCACUCCCUUCACGACCAAACAACUCUCGACUCCUCAUCUGCUCGCUUUAGCCUAGCUAGCUAGAGAGACAGUGUGUUUGCGAUGGCGUCCGCCAAUGCGCUGCUCGUCGUGGUCUUCUCAGCCUUCUGCUUUCUUGCCCGGCGAGCCGCCGGCGACUACGGCGCGUGGCAGAGCGCCCACGCCACGUUCUAUGGCGGCGGCGACGCGUCCGGCACGAUGGGCGGGGCGUGCGGCUACGGGAACAUGUACAGCACUGGGUACGGCACCAACACGGCGGCGCUGAGCACGGCGCUGUUCAACGACGGAGCCGCGUGCGGGUCAUGCUACGAGCUGCGGUGCGACAACGACGGGCAGUCGUGCCUGCCGGGCACAAUCACCGUGACGGCCACCAACUUCUGCCCGCCCAACUACGGCCUCCCCAGCGACGACGGCGGCUGGUGCAACCCGCCACGCCCGCACUUCGACAUGGCCGAGCCGGCCUUCCUCCAGAUCGCUCAGUACCGCGCCGGCAUCGUGCCCGUCGCCUACAGGAGGGUGCCGUGCGUUAAGAAGGGCGGGAUCAGGUUCACCAUCAACGGGCACUCCUACUUCAACCUGGUGCUGGUCACCAACGUGGCCGGCGCCGGCGACGUGCAGUCCGUGUCCAUCAAGGGCUCCAGCACCGGGUGGCAGCCCAUGUCGCGCAACUGGGGCCAGAACUGGCAGAGCAACUCGUUCCUCGACGGUCAGAGCCUCUCCUUCCAGGUCACGGCCAGCGACGGCCGCACCGUCACCAGCAACGGCGUUGCGCCAGCCGGCUGGCAGUUCGGCCAGACCUUCGAAGGCGGCCAGUUCUAGCUGCUCGAUCGAUUGAUUCAUUCUCCACGAUGAGUAUUAUGUCCGUCGAUCCUCCGAUGCAUUUGAAUUUGGAGUUUGAGCGAGAGAAGGAAACCUCUUCGUUGUAGUAAAGAAGAGGCUGAUGUGGUCAUUCUGAGGCUGCUUAUUAGCACCCGCCUAGGCCUUUCCUUCUCUAUUAGGAGUAAGUUGAAUAUUUUUCUGCAUUAGUAAAUUGUAGCCUUGGGUUAAAAAACUGCAGGGCACGAUUAUCCAGGAUAUUCUAUAGCUGCAGGGGAGUGGUGUUGUGUAACUUUUGUUGUUACAUUGUAACCCGCAGAAUCCGGCCACAUGGGUGGGAGAUGUUUGCGGGGAAUUGUGCAUUUGGGACCAUGAACAAUGCUUGUUUAUGGUGUAUACAUAUAUGAUAUCCUCCUUGUAAUUUGAUAA